ACCCUAUGAAUAGCACAGAAAAUGCGUUACGUCAGAGGGGUGUAACAAUGGACCGCAAACAGUGGCUAAUCCACACGUUCUUCUAUUCACCCAGGGUCGAUGCCUUAUUGCGAAUCCAUAGAAUUAUAGUGAAUAUGAAAACACGCCUUUUGAAUGCGUUUUACAUUCCAUUUCUGCUGGAAAGUGGGGCUGCCAAUAUAGGACGAAAAUAAGGACGUUAAUUUUGUUUGUCAUGAAUCCCGGGUCAUGAAUAUUGGCCUAAUGGAUCAUGCUGAUUGAUAUACUCUCGAGUUCCCGAUGUUAUGACGGGCAAUCUGUUUUCUUAUAAGUUAGUGAUUGGUGUAACACACGUAUCGGGAUCCAUGUGAUGUACGACGUCCUCAGGUCCUCAGGCUUUUAAUGGUGCUGGAGAAGUUUUGUGACAAGAUAAACUUUGACACCAUCGUAAAUUCUUCUAUAACAUACAAGGGCGUGGUCUUGGCGUGAUUCAGGUGACACUCAUCGUCUCGUUGACGUUCCUCCUUGCGACACCAAUGGUAUAUCUCGGCAGUUUACACACUGUUCAUUGCCAACCUCGUCGGGAUCAACUGUGAAAACUGGUAGCAUUCCACACCAGCCUUCAAAUAGCCAUCUUGCCAGCCCUGGUUUCAUCAGAUCUGAUCUGGCGAUGGGUUACGACCAGGAUCGAUUUCUAGGACCAAUCAAGGAUGGUCUCAUGUGCAGCAUCUGUAAGGAUGUCCUGGAGGAGCCACUACAAGCUCCGUGUGAACAUGCCUUCUGUGCAACAUGUAUCCAUGGCUGGCUUGUCCAUGAGAGAACGUGUCCAGAGGAUAGACAGAAUCUUGAGGAAUGUGACCUUCGACCUCUGUUCCGGUACAUGCGCAAUGACCUGAACAAACUUCGACUUCGAUGUGUGAAUGCCGACAACGGUUGCUCUGAAGUUUGCAGUCUUGAAGUCCUGAGCAGACAUGAAGCAGAAUGUUCCUUUGGAACCGCCGAAUGCCCGAACCGAGCACGGGGUUGUGAAGAAAUUCUGGAGCGUCGUCUAUUGGAUUCCCAUUUAGCCAAUUGCAGCUACCGUAGCUCCAAGUGCCCAAAUGGCUGUGGGCUAACCAUUCUCAGCUCAGAACUCGAAUCCCAUAACUGCGUGUCUGAACUUAGAACCGAACUUGAGCUCUUGAGAUCGGAGAUGAUAUGUAAGCAGGAGGAUCUCCGACAUGAGAUGCAGUUGAGGCUUGACUCACAGAGAGCCCAUAUGGUUGAAAAAGUGGGCACCAUGCACCAAACGAUGGACCAACUCAGAGGAGACAUCACAAGUCUCCAGCAUGAGCUCCGUGUAAUGAACGCCCUGGAAACCCAGAGGAGACAGCACAUGGAGGCCCUGGAGCUGGAGCGGAAGGAGCUGAAGGAGCUCCUUAAAUCUAUUAACGAGGGAGAGACAGCUCGUAAUACGUGUAGGGUGUGUAAGAAGACAGAGAUGGUUACGGCGCUAUAACAUAAGAUCUACACCAAGACGUCAGACCAAAAGAAUUGCCAACAAUCAUUCAUCUAGAAAGCUACCUGCUGCCUUAUAUAUAUUUUUAGAAUCGUUAAUACCUCAAUCAUAAUUGUAUAAUAUCUAAAUUUGAUUAUAUUGUUAGGCCUAUAUGCAUCAGCAAUUAAGAGACUCGAUGUGUUUCAGCUAUAUUUCAUUCAGAAAGUUCAUGCAGUUCGAAGAUGUAAAAGAUCGAGAGUGAAAGGAAAGAAAUGCAAGAUUUUUCCAUAAUUGAAACCCGAAUAAACUUGCAAAAUAUUGAUAUUAAUACGAGGAGCAUUUCAUCAACAUUUCUGUCCGACAAGUUGUCAGAUCUGACAACAUUCCUUGAUUUUGAUUGGCUAAGAAGCACUCUUACUAUGGUAACUGUCGGAUAGAACAGGACUUGUCGGAUAAAACGACCGACAAGUCCUGAAACGCUCCCCAGAUCUGGGGCCCGUUUCAUAAAGAGUUGCAACUGGUGUAACUUUGCCAUUAUGGCAACUAUCAUGGUAACCUUUAUUUUGAUUGGCUACUGAGCCCUGUUGCCAUGGUAGUUGCCACAAUGUCAAAGUUACAACAGGUGUAAGUCUUUAUGAAACGGGUCCCAGAUUAAUAUUUCACUCGCAAUAAAAGGAUGACUACCAUAAUUUUAGUUCAAUGCUUUAAGUCAUGCUGUAUCGCACAAGUCACAUUCAAAGCAUUUAUUUGUAAAAUUUUCAUGAUAUAUAACUACAUACAUGUAAGGUACGAAUUCAUGAUAACUUAACAGGUUGUAAACAAAAAAAUGAGAGCCUGUUCUAAAGCGAUCUGUAUUUUGCACAAAAUGGAGACAAAUGAAUUGAAUGUUUAGUUGUUUUUGUACAUUGAACUAUUCUUAUUCUACGGUUGUUAUUGUGAUUAAUAUAGUGUGGUGAAGGUACAGAUUUGGUACACCUAAUCAUUAUUCAAUAUGUUGCUUCUUUGCUUGAUGUAAUACCAACCCCCUCACCCUUCACUCCCUGACCUACUCACAAUGCCCCAUCCAGCUAGGAAGUGUCUGUCAUUAACGUGAGCAUAUUUUAUUCUGCUAGAAUUGUUCAAAAAUUAGGAACUUCCGAUCACAAGUCAUAGUCAUGCAUUAUAAGCGACAUAUUUGCUUGGGUUAUAAAUAGAAUUGUUUUUUUUAGAUUUCACGCCUAUAUUAUUAAUGGUUGUAUUUACUCCUAUCAUUAUUGUAACAGUUUGUUUUUAAUGUUCCCUUAUGUUAUUUUCUUUAUUCUCUGGGAGAAAGAUUUUAUCCACCCCCCCCCCCAUUUACACACUCUUCACUUCUAUCGAUACUUCUACAAAUUUUAUUACAUUAUCAUCCCCUCUCUCUGUAUCUCCCCUCUCUCUCUUUCUCUCUUUAUACAUCUCCCACUCCCCUUCUCUUUCUACCUCCUUACACCCCCCCCCCCUCCUCUUCCCAAUUCUGUAUAAACUUAUUCUUUUCCCCUUUUUUACGUCCUAAGUAAAUAUUAUCAUUAUCACAUUAUACAAAGGGAUAAGAGGAAAAUUCGGACCUCGUAAUCAUCUAUAUAUACUAUGUCACCGAUGUAUUGCGGUUUCUAAUAAUAAGCAUAUUAUAAAGGCCAUCGCAAGGCAUAGUUUCAUAAAUAGCAGCCGUAUUCCGGAAUGGUUCAAAUAUCACAAUGACUGAGAUAUUUUCUGUGCCAAAUUAAAGACGAUAAACAAUGUAAGUGGUGCUUCUGACUAUCUAUUCAAGUCCAUUUUGACAUAAAAAAUGAGAACAUAAACGAACUUUUUUUUUCGAAUAUCAAAGAACAACAACGUUAUAAAUUUGAAGGUUUACAAUGUGUGACGUCUCAUGCGAGAAGCCCCGCCGCCCCGAUAUAUCUUUCUCUUGUUUGAAAAUGAAUGUUACAUACGCAUUCAUUUAUGAUCUGACAAUGUUUGAAACGCGAGAUAUUUAGUCAUUUGAGUCGUUAAUAUCCUGGCAUUUAUAUUAAUUGACACGAUAAUGUGGGAGAUGCUCGCAUGAGAUGUCAAAAUAAUCGCAAACCUUAUUAAAUCAUCUGCUUUUAAACCCAACUUGAGGUCAAAGGGGGUCAAAGUUGAGUUACACUCUGUAUUACCGUAUGCCUACCGGCGAAACCCACUGCAGACCGACCAAAUACAUUAUGUCAUUAAGAAAAAUAUAUUUUCGGAUCGGAGUUAGUUUGGUGUGUGUGCAUGACAGGAUGUGCCUCAUACUUUCUCUUGUUAUUCAUCAUUAAUAAUUAUUUAAUCGUGAAAAGAUUUAUUGAAAUGUAUGUUUGAAUGAUUAUAUCAGUGUGAAGUUUUCUACUGUAUUCAUUUAAUUAAUUCGUGACGGUGCUUGAAAUUACUAUUUCAACAAUAAAUUAUUAGAAACAAUUA
Lytechinus pictus (painted urchin) is the source of this 3913-nucleotide messenger RNA. Its product is annotated as RING finger protein 151-like. The transcript has 5 exons. Bases 668 to 1495 code for a protein of 275 amino acids. The record is from RefSeq and is a predicted model, not a curated record. Gene Ontology annotation, molecular function: zinc ion binding. Lineage: Eukaryota; Metazoa; Echinodermata; Echinoidea; Temnopleuroida; Toxopneustidae.